Molecule: messenger RNA, 3724 nt
Organism: Nothobranchius furzeri (turquoise killifish)
Lineage: Eukaryota; Metazoa; Chordata; Actinopteri; Cyprinodontiformes; Nothobranchiidae
Product: extracellular calcium-sensing receptor-like
Biological process (GO): G protein-coupled receptor signaling pathway
Cellular component (GO): plasma membrane
Molecular function (GO): G protein-coupled receptor activity
Source: RefSeq, a predicted model, not a curated record
UUUCGAGAUCUUGCGAUACAGUCCGAGCAAUAAACACGGAAGUUAGAUCCAAACACCCGUUGUGUGGGAGAAGCAUCGAAAUGAACUGUUUAAUCUGCCCAUCAUUUGUGUUGAGAGAUCAGCAGUGUUUGGAUCAACAAAGGGUGACUGCUUUGAUAGUGGAAACUGUAUUUAUGGCUUAUUUUUGUGCAUUUAAAGUUCAACCGCCAUUGAUAGUUGUUAAAAGUUGUUGUUGCUGUGCAUAUGAAGCAAAAAACGCUUUUUGUUCAUCGAUUUAUUGUGAAAUAACGGAAGUUGUGCUUGCUCCUUUUCCUGUUGGGCGGUUGUGAUUUUGGUCCAUUGACUGCGGAGGUGCUCUGGCGUCCGGCAAAAAUAGAAUCAAUCCUAUUUUUGCCGGAUGGCGGAAUGGCGGGCGGCGCACUGCGCCGCACAGCCGCAGUAGUGGAACAGCUCUGACUGACUACAACGGGACCGAUUUUGCUGCGGAGUUCGUGCCGGAACGGAGCGGAGAUAGUGGAAUUUUGGGGUUAGACCUGUAUGUAGUCUGUGGGUCAGUAGCACCAGGUCAGCGGAGCGUAGAGUUCGUGAUGGGGUACGCCUUUCUAUUAAUGCUGCCAUAUAUGGUGGAGCACCACCAUAAAGAGACAAGAAGACAUAACACUGAACUUUAAACUUAGCUCGAAAACCUACAAGGAGCCAAUGUAAUGAGACCAGCACAGGAGAGAUGUGUGCCAACUUCCUCAUAUAUGUCAGAAAUCCAAUUAAAAUCAGUAUUUCCACGAUAAAGAAAAAAAAUGAAAGUGUUUAAUUAAAAAAAAAGUGGAUUUCCUCUCAAUUAUAAACUCUGGUCUAAAAACACAAAAUUAAUGUAAAAAAAAUUGCAAACAUUCUCAACCCAGUUUAUUAGAGUAGUACUUAACAAGACUUCACUGACACUACAGCCCUCCUCCUGGUGCUCCACAGAGACAAACGAUGAGCACAUCCAGAAAUAAUAAAUAUCAGUUCAAGUUUGUAUUUUAGAAGAUUGUUCAUGAGCUGCAGAUGAGUGGCUUUGAGAUUUUACACGUAACAAUGUCUCCACAGAGGUGGCCAGAGCAGGGUUGUGUACUGUUACAGCUGCUGUUGUUGGUGUCCUUCUCCCAGUCUGAGGAGUCAUUGUGCAGACGGAGAGGAGAACCUGAGAUCCCUCAGCUGUCUAAGGAUGGAGACAUCAUGUUGGGGGGAAUCUUCUAUUUUCACAGCAGCUGGAGGAACCAACAGAAUCCUUACACACAAAAACCCCCGCCUCUGGAAUGCAUCAGUUUGAAUUUCAGAGAGUUCCAGUUUGCCCAGGCUAUGCUUUUUGCCAUUGAGGAGAUCAACAACAGCACAGAGCUACUUCCUGGUGUUUCUCUGGGAUAUCAUAUUUAUGACACUUGUGGUUCUGUUGUCAAAAGCAUAAAAGUAACACUUGCUCUAAACAAUGAAAACGACAAUAUGUCUUCGUUCUCAGAUGAGUCAUGCACCAGACCUGUCCGAGUGCAGGCUAUAGUGGGAGAAACGUCCUCCUCUCCCAGUACAGCAACAGCAACUGUUAGUGGGCCAUUUCAUAUCCCAUUGAUCAGCCACUUUGCUACGUGUGCCUGUCUUAGUGAUAAAUCCAAGUAUCCGUCAUUUCUCAGAACCGUACCCAGUGACUACUAUCAGAGCAGAGCUCUGGCCCAUUUGGUGAAACAUUUCGGUUGGACUUGGGUUGGAGCUGUUAGAACCAACGAUGAUUAUGGCAACAACGGCAUGGCGACGUUCACAGAAACAGCUCAGCAGCUCGGCAUCUGUCUGGAAUAUUCUGUUUCGUUCUUCAGAACAGACCCAACGGAAAAAAUACAAAAGAUUAUUGAUAUUAUCAAAGCUUCAACUUCAACAGUUAUUGUUGCUUUUGUUCCCAACUUGGACAUGGAUGUGCUGAUGCAAGAGCUGUCCCUUCACAAUAUAACCGGGUACCAGUGGGUCGGCAGUGAGGGCUGGAUCUCUGAUUCUCAUGUUGCAGCUAUAGAUAAGAACCACAUCCUGGAUGGAGCCAUAGGUCUUUCCAUCCCACAAGCAAAAGUCAACAGGCUUAAGGAGUUCAUGCUGGAUGUGAAGAAACUUAAUUCAUCAAAUAAUAAUAAUUUAUUCACAGAGUUCUGGGAGGCUUUAUUCAGCUGCAAGUUCAAUCAGUCACAAUCAGAGAUUCAGAGAGAAUGUACUGGACACGAGGAUCUGAAUGGAGUGGAAAACAGCUUCACUGACAUGUCACUGAUGCCCAUAUUUAAUAACGUCUAUAAAGGAGUGUACGCAGCGGCCCACGCUCUGCACAAUAUCCUCAGAUGUAAUGAAACAUGCAACACCAGCGUGCAUCUAGAGCCAUCAACGAUUUUGCAGCAUAUUAAAAAUGUUCGCUUUAAAACAAAAGAAGGAGAAGAUGUUUACUUCAAUGAAAAUGGAGAUCCAGCUGCAAAAUAUGAGAUUAUCAACUGGCAGCCAAGAAAAACUGGCUCAGUGGAUUUUGUCUCGGUUGGUCUUUAUGAUGCAUCGUUACCUGCAGGCAAGCAGCUGAUUCUACUGAACAAGGCCUUCAUUUGGACACGGAGUUCAAAGCAGGUUCCUCUUUCAGUUUGCAGUGAGAAGUGUCCUCCAGGAACACGGAAGGUUCUGCAGAAGGGAAAACCUGUUUGUUGUCAUGACUGCUUAAGAUGUGCAGAAGGAGAAAUGAGCAACAUAACAGAUUCCAUCACCUGUGUGAGAUGCCCCACAGAAUCCUGGUCAAAUGACAGAAGAGAUGCCUGUGUAACAAAGGAAAUCGUUUUUCUGUCAUACGAAGACAUUAUGGGAAUGCUCCUGACUGCUGCAGCUUUAUUUGGGACGUCUCUGACGGCUGCAGUAGCUUUUAUUUUCUUCAGGCACAGGAAAACUCCUCUGGUCAGAGCAAACAACUCUGAGCUGAGCUUCCUGCUGCUCUUCUCACUGUCCAUGUGUUUCCUCUGCUCUCUGACCUUCAUCGGCCAGCCGUCAGAGUGGUCCUGCGUGCUUCGUCACACAGCUUUUGGCAUCACCUUCGUCCUCUGUCUGUCUUGUGUUCUGGGCAAAACCAUGGUGGUCCUGAUGGCUUUUAGGGCCACUCUUCCAGGGAGAAAUGUGAUGAAACUGUUCGGGCCUACACAGCAGAGACUCAGUGUUCUGGGCUUCACUCUGAUACAAGUGAUCAUAUGUGUCCUCUGGUUGACCAUUUCUCCUCCGUUCCCAUCUCAGAACUUCAAGGAGUUCAAAGAUAAAAUCAUCUUGGAGUGUUCUCUGGGCUCAGCUGUUGGGUUCUGGUCUGUUCUUGGGUACAUUGGACUGUUGGCCAUGUUGUGUUUUAUUUUUGCUUUUCUGGCUCGAAAACUGCCCGAUAGCUUCAACGAAGCUAAAUUCAUCACCUUCAGCAUGUUGAUAUUCUGUGCCGUGUGGAUCACUUUCAUCCCAGCCUAUGUCAGCUCUCCUGGAAAGUUUAGUGUCGCUGUAGAAAUAUUUGCUAUUCUAGCUUCUAGCUUUGGUUUGCUCAUUUGUAUCUUCAUCCCAAAAUGUUACAUCGUGUUAGUGAGACCAGAAAGAAACACUAAAAAGAACAUGAUGGGAAAGGGGGUGGCAAAAUCUUAUUGAAGACAGAAAUUUGUUUUAAAAUCCGAUAAAUGACUCUUUGGGAACCACGCUCUGUAGCUUACAUACU